AUGGGCACUCGCGGGCUAGUGAAGCAGGUCUCGGUAUCCGAACAGCCAACGGAGCCGCGGAGUCGGAGUCCCGGGGUCAUUGACUACCGGGUAUCCGGUGAAGAGGAGUUCAGCCGCGCGUCUCUCCUCGUCACCCGCGCACUCGUACCACAUUCAACCCUUCGCCGCGCCCUUCCCGCCGUCCGCCUACCGUCCCUCCUUGCCCCCGAGCGCCACCCAUCCCCUCGUGCCCUCAGGCACAUCCCACUCCACCGCCGCGAAGCCACCGCCGCCGCCGCCGCCGCCUUCCCCGAUGACGACCCACCUGGCGCUAAACCGCCCCCAGCGCCGUCGUGA
Molecule: messenger RNA, 336 nt
Organism: Colletotrichum orchidophilum
Lineage: Eukaryota; Fungi; Ascomycota; Sordariomycetes; Glomerellales; Glomerellaceae
Exons: 2
Coding region: 1-336 (111 amino acids)
Source: RefSeq, a predicted model, not a curated record